GUAUUGAGUAGAGUUGGGAAGCAACAGAUGGAGGAAAGCAUUUGAUCACAGGAGUACAGCAAUUGGAGAAAAUUUGAUUGUGCAACUCUAAAGGAAAGUCCUACCUGUUGUGUGGUUAAUGGUGUUCAAGAUGAAUCUGGAAAAGCUCAGCAAACCUGAACUACUGACACUAUUUAGCAUUCUUGAAGGAGAGCUAGAAGCCCGAGAUCUUGUCAUAGAAGCCUUAAAGGCCCAGCACAGAGAUGCUUUUAUUGAAGAACGUUAUGGAAAAUACAAUAUAAGUGACCCACUGAUGGCUCUUCAGCGGGAUUUUGAAGCAAUGAAGGAAGAGAAUCAUGGAGAUAAGCAACCUGUUUGUGCCAAUCCCUUGUCUGUCCUAAAGGUAGUGAUGAAACAUUGCAAGAAUAUGCAGGAGAAAAUGUUGUCUCAGUUAGCUGCAGCAGAAAGCAGGCACAGAAAGGUAAUCUUGGAUCUUGAAGAAGAGAGGCAGCGACAUGCCCAAGACACUGCUGAAGGGGAUGAUGUCACAUACAUGCUGGAAAAGGAACGAGAACGGCUUACACAACAGCUGGAAUUUGAAAAGUCCCAGGUGAAGAAGUUUGAGAGAGAGCAAAAGAAGCUAUCUAGUCAGCUGGAGGAGGAACGAGCACACCACAAGCAGCUUUCUUCCAUGCUUGUGCUGGAAUGCAAGAAAGCCACAGCCAAAGCUGCAGAGGAGGGGAAGCGGGUUGAGGAAAUUAGUUUGAAGCUGGAGAAAGAAAGAAGCAAAGUGAGCCAACUGGAGGAGGAGCUGGCAGCCAAGAAGAAGAGGGGCUUGCAAAUGGAGGCACAAGUAGAGAAGCAGCUGUCUGAGUUUGACAUUGAACGAGAACAGUUAAGGGCCAAGCUGAACCGGGAAGAGAAUCGCACCAAGGCUCUGAAGGAAGAAGUAGAGAAUUUGAAGAAAACCCUAAAAGAGCUAGAGGCUGCUCAGAAAGAAAUCAGCAGCCAAGCUAAGAGCAUACCAUCCAGUAUCUCAGUGGUGUCUAUAGCAACUGCUACAGAAUGUUCUUCUGUUAGGUCAGUAGCUUGCCAAACAGAAAGUUCCUUGGAAGAGAAUGCUAGCCAGGGAAGUACAGGAAAAUUGGCACACUUGUUAACACCCACCUCUGCCACAGCUGCCCACUCUUAUGCUAAAAUAAAUGGGCAUUGUGAUCCUGAUACACAGACAAGUGGAGAACCACAUGAGCUCACCAUAGAGAGCCUGCAAAGGGUGAAGCCUGCAGGGUCAACUGUUGAGAAUGCUGUAGAAAACAGUAGCUCCCCUAUAAGAACAGAAUCACCUGCCUCUUGUGUUCCACCACUCCCUUCCUGUGGGAUGUCCUUAUCCCCUAGCAACACAGGUUCUUCAUCUUUGACUUCCUCCCCUUGUUCUUCCCCAGUGAUGACCAAACGUUUGAUUGGUGCUUCAGCCAGCAGUCCUGGCUAUCAGUCUUCCUACCAAGUUGGAAUCAACCAGCGCUUCCAUGCUGCUCGUCACAAAUUCCAGUCUCAAGCAGAUCAGGAUCACCAGUCAAGUGGCCUCCAGAGUCCUCCAUCCAGGGAUUUGUCACCCACCCUUAUGGAUAAUUCUGCUGCCAAGCAGCUUGCUCGCAAUACAGUCACUCAGGUCCUCUCCAGGUUCACCAGUCAACAAGGCCCUAUCAAGCCAGUCUCUCCUAACAGCUCACCUUUUGGCACAGACUACCGAAACUUGGCCAGUGCCAUGAGCCCCAAAAAUGAGACAAGCCCAGGGAAGGUCUCAAGCCCUCUAAGUCCAUUAUCUCCAGGAAUUAAAUCACCAACCAUACCCAGAGCAGAAAGAGGGAAUCCUCCACCAAUACCUCCAAAGAAACCUGGACUGGCUCCUUCUCCAGCCACUCCCACCCCACCAACUAAAACCUCUUCUCAGGCAUCCUCUCUGGGGUCACCUGUGGACUUGGCAAGCAGUUGCUCAAGCAAUGCUGUUGUAGCCAAUGGGAAAGAUAUUGAGAUCUUGUUGCCAACCAGCAGCUAGUCUCUGGGAAAAUAUUACAUUCCUAGUAUUUGCCAUUCCUAACACUGUCUUAUCCACUCCAUGUUAUUUAUUUGAGUAAUAGCAGAAUUGUAUAACUCAGUUUUUUUCUUUUAUUUUAUAGUAUGUAGAGAAUUAUGCUUUUUAUGUACAAACCUUUAACGCUAAAGCCUCAAAAGGUGUCUCGUGGCAGCAGGCACAUCAAAUGAGAAAACUAUCUCUGUGCUGGGAGAUAACCAGCAGACUAUGAAAAUGCUCAUUUUUAAAUCAUGCUGAGUACACUCCAUGCAAACCUCCAUUCCAGACAGACCUUUUUUAAAAAGUGCCUGAGCUUAAGCCCGCAGAUUUGAAUGUGAUUCUUUGUAAAUCCAGAAGGAAUCAUCUGACUGCAAAAAGCACAGUUUCUCUAUGAAUCAUGAAUGUUGAAAACAAGACUGUUGAUUUUUUUCCUGAUCGUUUUAUUAAAUCUAUGCUAUGAAAAGGAAGUGUUCCAAAGGUGUGACCACUAGUCUGGUCAAUUGUUUCCCUGAUAUUAACAUAAGUUAGUUUUAUGUAGUGCUACAUUGUUAGGUGCACUUUGGCCCUGUUGCUGAGCUUUAUGCAACUUGUUCCUUUCCUACAUUAUAAAACGUUUUAAACGAUUUUUUUUUUAAUUUUGGGAGCUUUAAACAAUCAGUGCCAGUUCUUUCCCACCAACUAUCCAUUCCUAACAUUUCUCUCUCCAUAGAGAUUAAAUAGACUAGAAGAAAUCUUGAAGUGCUGUGUCUGUUGUAAUAUUCGUGCACUCUGCUGUUGUAUGUACAGCAAGAUUUGAGUCCAGUGGCACCUGAGAGACCAACAAGAUUUUCAGAUUGUAAGCCUUCAAGAGUCAGACCUCCCUUCUUCAGGAGCUCUGACUCUAGAAAGCUUAUACUCUGAAAAUCUUGUUGGUCUCUUAGGUUCCACUGGACUCAAAUCCUGCUGUUCUACUGAGAUCAACACGGCUAUCCACCUAAACUACUGUUGUAUGUAGAACUUCUGAGAGAAGUAUCUUUUGCUUGAUAAAGAUCAUAAUUUUACUUGAAGUGAGAAGAGGCUAGUCUGUUCUAUACAGGUUUUUUGCAUUGGUAAGGUAGGAUUUAUACUAGAUGAUCCAAAGCAAUAACUUAAAAGUUGUUCCAUAUGAUGAUGCUUUCUCAAGCUAACAUAGGUUUUGCUGACUAAGUUGUUUGCUUCUUGAUGACUGCUGUCAUCUUGAGCUGCAGAAACCAAAUCAUUAACUUUUCAUAUAAAGAAACUCAUGUAUACAUGUAGAGUUGGGGAGCACAUGUAUGUUAUGCACACAAACACAUUUAUUUAAAUCGUACUGUAAUUAUAUUGAGAUAUUUCAUAGCUCAUAAAAAUGAGGAAACACUUAUAUGAUAAAGUUGCUACUUAAUCUUUAUUUGACCUAAUUUUGGAAAGCUUUUCCUAUAAUGGAUGUUCAAUAAUUGGGGGCCAAUACAGGGCUGGGGGAGGUUUCUAAUCAAUGAAACUUCCUGUUAUAUAUAUGUGUGUGUGUGCGUGCGUGCGUGCGAGAGAGAGAGAGAGAAUUUGUAUAGCCUAGGGCAAAAAUAUGUUCUCCAACCCUCUCUGCAACUCCUCCCCUUCCACCCAAUAAUGUACACUGCUCAUGUCAGACAUUGUGCUAGAUGACUUUGCUCUAAGAUGUUAUAGUAGUGUGUAGUCCAAAGACAAAAAUAAAUAUAAGUAGUCUGGCUAUGAGUAGUGGCAUUUAUACCUUCCCCAAACCAGUCUGUACAAUUAGCAGGCAUUAACCAGUUUUUCCAUAUAAUGUCAGUAUGUAGAGCUCUUGCACAAAAACCAAAGGAUCUUCCACAGGCAUGGACACUUGCUACUUUCAUGUUGAGAUGUUAGAUGAAAGUUCUUGAACCUUUGUGAUCAAUUAAAAUGCUUCAAGACUUCACUGCAUUGCAUAUGGACUAGCCAGUGGUCUUUUCAUUCUUGAUCUGUAUUUGGAAUUGCACACUGCCAUAGAGGCUCCAAAUGUAUCUCUUAAAUUUUGUUCUGUUCACUGGAAUAGACCUCUUGCAAAGAGAUCAUUAUUGUAUGGACACAUAGGAAACAGCUGAUAAGCACACACAUAAUUUGAUUGUCCAGCAUAGGAUUUUUGAAUAAAGAUUACAGCUGAAAUCUUGGUGAGUGGUUUCUUGUCGACAUCACUUCUAACCUUAAACAGAGGAUAUCAUUGCCCUUAAAGUAUUUCCUUGUGUUUACACUAAUUUGUACCCUUUCUUUAUGCUAUGACUCUAUAGAGAUUUUAUAUACAAUAAUGAAUUUUAUUAGGAAAUGCACUGAGUACUGUAUUCUACAGUGGAUUGUGGAGAGGCGCAAUGCAAGAGGAGAUGUGUAUUUUUGCUAGUAGCCUAUAAAGCAAGCACAACUGUUAAAGUGGUUCCUGCUAAUCCAGUAAGACUUCUAGGGUUAGUUUUAAAAUUUUCUGUAGACUUCCGUGUAUGGGGAAAAAAUGAAUAUCUUCUCUGAAUCAUGUGUUGCUAGAAAGGUUUGUCAUUGGCUAACAGGAUUUUAAUGAAGUUCAAACUGUAUAAUCUAGUAUUAAUUAUUCAUUAACAUCUGUAUAUUUGUAAAGUCAAAUGUAUGAAGCAGAAGUCUUUUUACCAUUUUUUAAAAUAGCUGGUAGCAUUAAACGUGUUAAACAUUCAUACUAUCAAUAAAGGGUUUUAUUUUUA
Molecule: messenger RNA, 4761 nt
Organism: Eublepharis macularius
Lineage: Eukaryota; Metazoa; Chordata; Lepidosauria; Squamata; Eublepharidae
Gene: CTTNBP2NL
Product: CTTNBP2 N-terminal like
Exons: 5
Coding region: 119-2035 (638 amino acids)
Source: RefSeq, a predicted model, not a curated record